Molecule: messenger RNA, 3610 nt
Organism: Anopheles coluzzii
Lineage: Eukaryota; Metazoa; Arthropoda; Insecta; Diptera; Culicidae
Exons: 1
Coding region: 2935-3369 (144 amino acids)
Source: RefSeq, a predicted model, not a curated record
GGGAAUGCUGAACCUCGGCGGCUGCCGUACAACGCACAGUGAAAGGAUCGCAUUUCCACGUUUGUACCACUCAUCAGUUGCAGGUAGCACUAAAACGGUCGUCCCAGUCCGAGUCCUAAAGCGAACCCAAUACACACAGAAGUGGCCGAAGUCUGUCAGGAUUUAAUUGAUGUAGAAAGUCUCCAUCAAUCGGCCCAGUCGCCAGGGGUGUGUGUGUGUGGAGUUCGGCCGCAGGUGGGGUAAAGGUGUAAUAAAUCGUACUCAUUACCACCGGUAUCCAUUUAAACCCCCUGAGCCGGCGAGCAGCUCGGUCGAACUCGGCUUUGCGGUUUUGCGGCAUCAGAAUGCCAGCCUCGCCACAAUUCAAGUCGUGUCUGGUGCUGUGUGCCGAAAAAUGCACCCCGAAACUCGUGUGUUUGUGUGUCCUUUGGACACGGUUGAGAACGUCCUCCGGUUGCAGGUCGCACGUCCCCCGACAUGGUGCAUUUUUCUGUGACACAAAUUUUUAUUACUGUAAAAGAGGCUUCUGCGGGAGGGGAAGCGGGUUAGGGGGGAAGCACCAUUUCGCCGAACUCAUCACCAUUAUAUCCCGCAAAUACGAGGUGGGAUACGCGCUCGCAGCGACUCCGCAGCGAACCUCGAGCCCCGGAGGCUGACAAAACAAAAGAAUUCAAUCAGCGAUAUGGCGACGAACCCCUUGUUAUCCGAACGGAAUGGUCGCGAGACGGCACAGCAAAGCAACCCCGUUAUGUUGUUGUUGAGUAAAUUAACUAAAUUGCCCCGAUUGGAUGGUGCCGCUGCCGAUACUGGGGCCGCGUGUAAUGAUACGGAAAUAAUGGGCACGGGAAUGGGGGUCCCCCGUUUGACAAAUAGGGGUGUGAAAAGCGAUCGAUACAUGGGAAGCGGUUUUUUUGGUACGGAUUUCUACAGCCAUGCUCGAUUUGGAACCAAUUUCUCUCUACUAUUGCCUCUACUAUUGAUGUUGGAGUAAAUAAAUUAAAAAUUAGUUUUCCACAAUAAAAUUGUGAUAGAACUCUUGUAGAACCCAAUAAGAAUACAACAUAGAGGUAUUGAAAGUCGUAUUCAUAAACACUAAAAAAAGUUCAUAAAACUGUUCUCAAAUUCAUACAAUAAUGCUUUGUAUAUAUUUUAAACAUAUCAUUUUGCCCGUGUUUAAUAUACUUUAAAUGCAUUUAAAAGCCUCCGCAAACGAGAAACAGUUAUUGCAAAGCAUCCGAAAACAGUACUAUCCCGUACCCCACCAUUUACCAUCCCUCCUCCAUGGACGGAACACAUUACGACGAGGUGCAUUUCAAAAUCAUCAAAAUGGCUCGUAAAGCGCUGCUUCACGACACUAUCAUCUGCCAAUCAAUGCCAAAGCAAUCAUUGCCCGAUCGGAAUGCAGCGCUUGUGUAUUUGUGCGCGCAAGAGAAAAAAAGAGAAAAGAGAGAGAGAGAGAGAAAAGGGGGAUGUAUUUCGUAUUCCACAGCUGCAUCUUCAUCCCGUCCCACCCGAUGCCCAGAUGCGCCCACCGACAGCAGCCCACCGAGUCCCAGGGAAAGCGGAAUUUUGGAAUCGCAAUCAAAACCGAUUGCACAAGCCCGAUCGCACCUUUUGCCCUCCCAGCGAAACUGGUGUGUACUGGCGCAAAUGAGCAACCAUGCCCUCUUCCCUUCCCUCCCUUGCCAAGUUACGCAUCUCACAAAAGAAGCCGCCCCAAAAAGAGGCAAACAAAGUGUUGGCGUUCCAAUGGCCACUCGGACCCGGUCACACAGCAUCAGUGAGGUGAAGUAAAGCUCAGGCCCGAUUUGCACCGGGCUGGAGUGAACAAAAAAAACAACGGAGUAAGUUGACAGUUGAGAGAAGACAUCAACCACUUUCUUGGGCCACAAAAAAAAACACCACCACCACCACCACCAGGAGUAAUUUCAAUCAACAGCUUUCCUUUCGAAUCAACGACUCUGCUCUCUGUCAAUGUAAAAAAAAGACUCCAAAAAAGCACUGCCGUGACAACUCCACAGCGAUAUCUCGCCGGCGUGUUAGAGGUGACCGAUCCCUGGCGUGUGUUUGUGUGUCGCGACCUGGUCGCGUGUCUUUCCCGCUGCUGCCCUGCAGGUGAAACCCGAUGCCCUUCCCGAUGUUCGAUCGGCGCUCUAUUACGACAGCUACGAGACACGCUAGACCGCAACCGAUCGAUCAAAUCGUCAAACGCGCACGGGAUCGAUUUGGAUCGCUGUGGCCGGCGUACAAACCAAACACACCGAUUAACAGCACCACCACACAUCAGACACACACAAGAAGCAGAAAAGCUUAGCAUGCUGUUAAUUACAUGGGAAAGGUUUGUACGAUAUCAUCGCACCGCACAAGGUGGGUUGGGAGGGAGCGUUCCGCCCGCUCCCCCCAAAAUGCGGGUCACGGACGAACACAUUAGGGUGUCAUUCAUCAAUCGCUCCCCAGCUCGGAGGCGAUGAGCUGCCGCUAAGCAGCGCUCGAGCAUCGUCCGCGCGACCCAGCGCUGGGUGGACAGUUUGAACAUUGCGAGACAAUCAGUGCUGGCCCCGAAGGGUCAACCAUAGGUUGCACUUUACGACAAACUCUUCUUCCCCAGUCUCUCUCCCUGUACAGUCUGUCUUAGCUCAAGCUGACUGAUCAAGGACGAUCGUGCUGGGGUUUUGCUGGGAUCGCUCCGCCAACGGAUAAUUCCAUUCCGCCUGAAAUCAUUAUCGGAUUUGCUGUUGCGUUUUGGGUGAGAGGAGUUAAGCAUGUACACACCGAAGUGGCAAAAAAAACCCCAUUGAAACAUCCCCCUUGUGUCUUUAACUGUCGCCGGAAUCGGAGGCUCACAUGCCGGCCUCGCUAUAAAAGCGUGCCAGUAGUACUCCUGGCGGACCAUUUGGUCCCCAUACGGACACACCGACACCGUUCGUGCAAGCAAUGAAAGCGACAGUGAGCGUAAGUUUCCUGCAGCAAAUUGUUCCCCUACCCUCCCUUUUCCUGCCUCAUCCACUUCCAACUCAUUUCCAGUUACUGCUGCUGCUGCUGUUGUCCGUGGUCACACUCGGCACGUGCCGUACGGGAGGCUUCAAGGGAACGCGCACUUACAACCUGGAAACGGAUGAGGAUCGCUAUGGACGGUACGAGCGGGUACUGCUCGGGCUGAAAACUUCCGAAGGGCUGCGGUUGGAUCCGGCCCUGCUGGACGAGGUGCGCCAGGUGUUGCUGCAGGAGGAACGGCAGGCCGCAUCCGGCCGGGAAGUGGAGCCGGUCGAUGUGCAUCUGUACAAGCCGCUGCAAUCGCGCCAUAUCGCCCAAUUGCUUUACCGAGCGCGGCUUGAUACGAUGCUGGGCUCGAACGGGCGGACACGAUAGCCGCAUGCCACGAAGGGAAGCAAUAUGUAUUAUGUAUGUGCAGCAUUGCCGGGCAGAAGCCGGUUGGUUGACCGGUUGGGUUGGUUUAGUUUUUGGCAGGCACGCGUGUCACGGGAUGAUUUGAAAUUGACACAGCGGGUGCCAGGAUGACCAGAGUACAAAACAUAUACCGUAGGGCAGGAGAAGAUGGUGGUAAUAUGAUCAGAAAUAAACAUUGUAUAUUUUUAGGGUAAAGAAAGGG